AUGCAAACAGGAUUCGCAUUCCUGGAAGCAGGCGCAGUCCGCUCAAAAAACACGACCAACAUUUUACUGAAAAACCUACUGGACACUUGUGAGUACUGUAUAGCCACGGGUCAGAGAUACAGUAUAGCAAUUAGACGUGGAAUUUCGUACAUCAUUGGUGGUUUAUCCUAUUGGCUGAUCGGGUACGGUAUUGCAUACGGCACUGGAAGUCCCUUCAUCGGUCUGAACAAAUUUGGCACCACUGGAUUGCUGCCGGAUGAGUACGCCCGCUGGUUCUUUCAAUUCGUGUUCGCAGCCACUUCAGCGACGAUUAUAUCCGGUUCGGUGGCCGAAAGAUGCUCCUUUUUUGGCUACUUCGCCUACGCAUUGGCUGCUCUGGGUGGCUUCAUCCUCUUGUUUGGGUUCCUUGCAUUCAAUGGAGCAUCUCAAGGAUCAAUUUCCUCACCAGGAGAUGGGGCAAAAGUUAGCCUUGCUGUGACCAACACCAUUCUCUCUGGAUGCUCUGCUGGUCUGGCAACCCUGCUUCUACAUAGACUGGGUAUAUUUGCUGCUAAGGGUGAAAAAACACACUGGAGUUUCUUGGUCACCUUGAAUGGAGCCCUGACUGGCAUGGUUUCAAUUUGUGCUGGCUGCAAUGUGUAUGCGACAUGGGCAGCAGUUAUUGUGGGCUGUGGAGCAGCUGUUGUCUUUUUGGCUUCCAAGAGGGCUACUGAGCUGACAACAGUUAUUGAUGAUCCACUGGAUGCUGCUGCAGUUCACCUUGGAGGUGGAGCUUGGGGUAUGAUAGCCUGUGGUCUGUUGUCGAAGGAUGGACUCAUGGCUGGAAAUCCUAAGCUUCACAGAAAGGUAUUAUGGCCUUUGUCAAUUUUAAAAUGGAGGUGUAAUUCUGUUAUAAAACAGUACCCUAUAAAUUUUAAAAGAACAAAAACAAACCAUGCCAGUCAGGGCUCCAUUCAAGAAUAUCCUGCAUGUGCACACUGGGCAUGGUCUGAAGAUGGCUGGCUCCACGUCACUGAGUUCCACGAUUUUGCUGGCAGCAGCAUCGUCCAUGUCACUGGAGGGUCAGCAGCAUUGAUUGCUUGCAUUCUUCUGGGUCCACGGAUUGGCAGAGUUGACCCGGAAACUGGGAAGCUGAAAGCAAUACGAGGUCAUUCUGUGCCUUUGGCUGCUCUGGGUGGCUUCAUCCUCUUGUUUGGAUUCCUUGCAUUCAAUGGAGCAUCUCAAGGAUCAAUUUCCUCACCAGGAGAUGGGGCAAAAGUUAGCCUUGCUGUGACCAACACCAUUCUCUCUGGAUGCUCUGCUGGUCUGGCAACCCUGCUUUUACAUAGACUGGGUAUAUUUGCUGCUAAGGGUGAAAAAACACACUGGAGUUUCUUGGUCACCUUGAAUGGAGCCCUGACUGGCAUGGUUUGUUUUUGUUCUUUUAAAGUUUAUAGGGUCCUGUUUUAUUGUAUUAUUGCAUCAUCUGUCCAGGUUUCAAUUUGUGCUGGCUGCAAUGUGUAUGCGACAUGGGCAGCAGUCCUUGUGGGCUGUGGAGCAGCUGUUGUCUUUUUGGCUGCCAAAAGGGCUACUGAGCUGACAACAGUUAUUGAUGAUCCACUGGAUGCUGCUGCAGUUCACCUUGGCGGUGGAGCUUGGGGUAUGAUAGCCUGUGGUCUGUUGUCAAAGGAUGGACUCAUGGCUGGAAAUCCUAAGAUUUUGGCAUGGAAUGCUGCUGGAACACUUGCCAUUGCAGUUUGGAGUUUUGUUCUGACUGGAUUGCUGUGUGGAAUCAUGAAGUACACUCACUUAUUGAGGAUUGGUGAAGAAGAAGAAAUUAAAGGUCUGGAUGUUGCCAAGCAUGAAGAGCCUGCCUACCCAGUGGAGUCCUGGCUUGAGGACCAAUACAUCAAGCAUGAUUCCAUACUGCCACUAGGGGGCGCUUCAAUGUUGAAAGGAGGAGUCGAUUACUCUGACCUUUUUGUUUACCUGUGGUCCUUGGAGUUAAAUAGCUGA
Molecule: messenger RNA, 1995 nt
Organism: Notodromas monacha
Lineage: Eukaryota; Metazoa; Arthropoda; Ostracoda; Podocopida; Cyprididae
Source: the annotation of a GenBank genome assembly